Messenger RNA from Gavia stellata (red-throated loon), 4326 nucleotides. It is a transcript of the gene LEMD3, whose product is annotated as LEM domain containing 3. The record is from RefSeq and is a predicted model, not a curated record. Bases 1 to 2748 code for a protein of 915 amino acids. The transcript is spliced from 13 exons. Gene Ontology annotation, biological process: negative regulation of BMP signaling pathway; nuclear envelope organization. Gene Ontology annotation, cellular component: nuclear inner membrane. Lineage: Eukaryota; Metazoa; Chordata; Aves; Gaviiformes; Gaviidae. Gene Ontology annotation, molecular function: chromatin DNA binding.
AUGGCGACGGCCGCGCAGCUCACGGACGAGGAGCUCUUCUCGGAGCUGAGGCGCUUCGGCUUCUCCCCGGGGCCGGUCACCGAGAGCACCCGGCCCGUCUACCUGAAGAAGCUGAAGAAGCUGCGCGAGGAUGAGCGGGCUGGGGCCCGCAGCGGCGCCAACAAGACCCGGAACAGCAACAACAAUAACACGGGGACCGGAGCGGCGCCGGGCGGAGGCGGCGGCGGCGGCGGCCCCGGGCGAGCGGCCCCGGCCCCGGGCGUGGGCGCGCGGCUGGUCGGCGCCGAGCACCCCUACCUCCCCGGGGCUGCCGCCGGGAGCAGCCGGGGCCGCGCAGCACCCCCUGCCGGGGGCGGCAAAGUGCUGCUGGGCUUCAGCUCGGACGAGUCGGAUGUGGAAACCAGUCCCCGGAGCCAGGCCGGCGCCGGCAGCAGGAGGGAGCGGGCUUCACCCCUCUUCCGCGGCCUGAGGCCCGCCGCCCCCCACGGCGCCUGCGGCGUGAGUAACAGCUCGCCCCCGGAGGAGGCGGCCAGGCGGAAGCCCAGCGCCUGGUGGGGGGCGGCGGCCCGGAGACCGGCGGCGGCUCAGGGUGCGAGGGAGCCCGGGGACGGCGAGGAGGAAGGAGGGGAGGAGGACGACGAAGAGGAGGAGGAGAGCGAGCAGCAGCGGUGGAAGAACCGGACCGUGAAUGGUAACCGGCUCCUCUCCUUCGGCGGCAGCAGCAGGGACAAGUACUCUGACUCGGAGGAGGAGGAGGCGGCGAGGGCCAAGCAGCAGGUACCGAAGGAGGAGUCUGCAGUUCGCCGGCCCAGACGGGGCCUCAGCAAGUCUCCUGCUCCAUUCAUAACAAGUAAAUGCGCUGCAGCCGGCGCUGGCGUGAUGGAGACGGGCCAAGAAAGGGCUGGCGGAGGCUGUGGAGCUGGUGUAGUCGUAACGAAUGACAGGGCGGCGGAGGCGGCUGCUGCUGGGAGUCUAGACAGGGGCAGAAAUCAGGAGGAGGCGGCGGGGGGAGGAGGAGGAGGAGGAUGUGAAAAUCUGGAUUCUCUCCCUCCCAGCCCGAGGUACCGUAUUGGCCUACCUAAGAAAUCCCCUACAGUAUUGUUGCUGCCACCACCGCUCACGGACGUGGAGGGCAGUAAAAUCACUGACCCUCCCGGCACCAUUAGGAAAGCGACCAAUAAUCAUGUUGUCAGCGGUGCUGCUGGUAGCUAUAAUGUCGAAUCCAGGAUCUAUUCAGCUACUAAUAGCCUUCCCCCGGGUGGAACCACCUCAUCCCUUAGACUCAACCACUCCAAUCAUACGGGUUCAAAUCAUACCUACCUGAAAAACACCUACAAGAAGAGUCUCUCAGAGCCCGAGGAGGAGCUUCUCCAGCAGUUCAAAAGAGAGGAGGUAUCCACCACUGGAGGCUUCAGUGCACAUUACCUGUCCAUGUUCCUCUUAACUGCUGCAUGCUUGUUCUUUCUGAUACUGGGAUUCACAUACCUGAGAAUGAGAGGUUCUGGAGUAGCUGAGGAUGUGGGAACCAACAUCAAGAAUCCCUUCAGUGAAGAACUACAAAAAAUAAAAGAAAAUGAAAUAAGUCUCAUGAUGAACAGCUUAUAUGCACUUCAUGAUAAAUUGGCACAAGUAGCAGGGGAACAUGAAUGUGGCAGCUCUAUUCAAAGAAAUCUUACCGUCCAGGAGGCAGCUGCAUAUUUAAAAAAUUUAGAUCCAGAAUAUGAAAGUGUACUUAACACAGCGUUACAGUGGAUCUUGAAUAGCGGGGAAGAUGUUGGCAUAAAGUGUCUCAGCAAUGACCCUAAUGAGAUGGAUGUCACUAAUGUGACAGAUGUGAAGUAUCUGGAAUCCACUAGUCCAAAGAUGUCUUUCAGGUGUCGUUUUCGCCGUGCGUUUGUUAAUGUAACUCACAGAUUAUCAAUAUUGCUUUUGGGUAUAGCAAUGGUUUGGGGAGUCUUGCACUACAUGAAAUACCGUUGGGCAAAAGAGGAAGAAGAAACGAGGCAGAUGUAUGAUAUGGUGGUAAAAAUCAUAGAUGUUCUAAGAAGUCACAGCGAGGCAUGUUCUGAAAAUAAAGACUUGCAGCCUUACAUGCCUAUUUUACAUGUGCGUGAUUCUCUAAUACCACCUCAAGACAGGAGGAAAAUGAGGAAAGUCUGGAAUAGAGCAGUUGACUUUCUUGCAGCAAAUGAAUCUAGAGUUCGCACAGAGACACGAAGAAUAGGUGGUGCCGAGUUCUUGGUUUGGAAAUGGAUGCAACCUUCUGCAGCAUGUGACAAAAUUUUGGUAAUACCGUCGAAAGUGUGGCAAGGCCAAGCAUUUCAUCUGGAUAGAAGAAAUUCACCACCAAACAGCCUGACACCAUGUCUAAAGAUUCGUAAUAUGUUUGAUCCAGUUAUGGAAAUAGGUGAUCACUGGCAUCUAGCAAUUCAAGAAGCAAUCUUGGAGAAAUGCAGUGAUAAUGAUGGAAUUGUUCAUAUUGCUGUUGACAAAAAUUCACGUGAGGGUUGUGUAUAUGUCAAGUGUCUCUCUCCAGAGUAUGCUGGAAAGGCUUUCAAGGCAUUACAUGGCUCUUGGUUUGAUGGAAAGCUGGUAACGGUAAAAUACCUGCGACUAGAUCGGUAUCAUCAUCGUUUUCCCCAGGCUCUUACUUGUAACACUCCGCUGAAGCCAACAAACAAACAUAUGAACUCUAUGUCACAUCUACGUCUUCGGACAGGCACAACUAAUUCUCAGGGAAGUUCCUGAGAAGACUUUCUGCAACUGCUAGGACUGUUACUUGCAACAGGAAUUUUCCUGUUUGGCUGCCGUCUUCCUUUUUUAGUGCUUUUUGUAUGUAAUACUUUAAUGAAUUAAAUAAAAGUUUGAACGUUCCAGAACUCUUGUUUCCAAAGGGACUUAGCAAUGAGGCAGUAAUACUGAGCUGACAAAAAAGAAAAAGAAAAAAAUUGCUUCAGGAAGUUUUCCGGGGCUUAUAGUAAACCAAUGCAUUUAAGUUUUGCAUGAGGAAAACAGAAUUCAUUAUACAUUUGCAGAUGUGGUGACUGUAUUUUUUGCACCAAGAAGUGUUUUUGAUAAUACAAAAGCAUGGACAAAAGAAGACUUCCUCUAUUUCCAUAGUUUCCUGUGAAAUAAUCUUGUGGGUAUUUUGUAACAACCAACCUACAGUUCCUGAUGGUGAAUAAGUUAAAAAAAAAAAUUCUUUUUCAGUCAAUAUUAGUUUUUUGUUGCUGUAUAAGAAUCUUUUUCUGCAGCUAGGGUAUGGGGAAAGUUAAUCUGGCAUUAGUGGUUGCAUAUAAGUGUGAGGGAAAACGAAAUGAAUGCGGAUGUACUAGGUUUUGUAUAUAAAUGUAAAUGCUGGUGGUGGCAAAAAUGGUUGUGUUCUGUGAGGAUGUCUGCAUUGAAGCAGUGAAUAAGCUUCCUAUUUUAUUCAAAACCUAACCUUUUACAUGGUUUUGGCUGUACCAUGACAAGAGGCCAAAUACCUUAAAGUGUUAGAUACAGGUUAAAUAUCUUUUAUAGGUUUUAUAUUAAAAUACCUGACUAUGAUUUUGUGUGAAAGGUCUGAUACCAAUUGUAAUGAAUUCAAAUUUGUGAGCAAUAAAGAAGCAAUUGGCAGAUACUAGAAAAAUAUUUUGUGAAAAGCUGUAUUUAUUAUUACAGUUGCCAGGGCUGUGACAAAAUACCAUUGGGAUUAAGUGACUUUCCCAAUACAUAACUUAAUGAACCAGUUACCUGUUAAAAUUUUAAAAGGUACAUACUUCCUUGCAACAAUUUUGGUUGAUGCAAACUAAAGUACAGCUGACAGUAAAUCUUGUGAUUCCAAGCUUGUAAAUUUACUAACAUUUACCUAGAAGUACAAAAUUGUUGCUAAGAAGUUUAGUUGCAAACCUGAGAUUAUUGGCCUUACUCAUCCCCACUCCUACAACAAUUUUAUCUAAUUAUCCAGCUGAAUAUCAUGUAGGAGCUGAGACUGGAAGCACACCAGUCCCACAAAUUUUACUGAAACUCACUUUACAUUGUAGAUAUGAUGGAUUUGCAGCAUGAACUUGCACAAAUAAUGCACGUUUUUCUUAUGGUUAAGUAAACAUGAUGCACACUAUUCUGCAACAGAAAAUCCUAUUGUGCCUUACCUUUGUGCUUUUGUGGGCACCAUGUUUAUUAUUGGACAGUUUGUUAACCGAAAAAUUUUAAAUCCUCAGUUUUAUGUCUCAGAUGCUAAUGAAUGAGUGUAUAUAUAAUAUAUAAUCAGCCAUGGAGAAUUCUACUUACCAAGGACAAGUACAUAUUUUUGAUGGGUAAGUAGAUUGUGCCAGGUCUGGUAGA